Ruditapes philippinarum (Manila clam) is the source of this 1252-nucleotide messenger RNA. RefSeq names its product FHF complex subunit HOOK-interacting protein 1B-like. Bases 183 to 1181 code for a protein of 332 amino acids. The transcript has 3 exons. The record is from RefSeq and is a predicted model, not a curated record. Lineage: Eukaryota; Metazoa; Mollusca; Bivalvia; Venerida; Veneridae.
CCGACUCAGACUUUUCGACCUUGAACUUAGCAAGUUGUCAAGAUUUUAAUUUUACCUGUAUUUGUAAAUAUUCGUGAUGAAUCAAACAUUAGAACGCAUAUGAACCUGAUUUGCUAAUUUGACUGGCUGAUAAAACAUGACAAUAUGUUUGUGAGUAUUGUCAUGUCAGUAAAACAUUCAGAAUGAGCUGGUUUAAAAAGAGGUCUGAGUCUAAGAACUCAUCGGAUGCUAGCAGUAUAAACAGUGAAGGUCCAAUGGAGCGUCGUAGCCGACGUGACACAGAUCCAGCCACUUGCCUGGAGGUGUUCCAAAAUCACUGGGAGCAGGCUUACAGUAUAAUAAAUAGAGAUGUAGAGAAAGGUACAAAGUCAACAGAUGAUGAGAUUAAUACAGUUAGUCAUAACUUUGAGCAAAUGAUCACCUUACUUGCCCAGGAAGAUGGAGAAGAUGGUCAAGGUAUGCCAGGUGCUAUCCUGCAUUACCUGUUAGAACAUGAGAUAUUAGAAAAGUUCUGCGGAUGGUGUCAUGGAUACCAUGAUGAUGGUCGGAAACUUGUACAGGAACAACUUCGAAUGUUUGAACACUUGAUAAGCCAGUCCCACCAACUUCUUUUAAUUCAUAAACCUGUGAUAAGACCACUGUUAAACCUUCUGGCCUACUGUUCAGAUGACUGUACUGGUAACAUAGAAUCUAGUUUAGUGCUUGUUUUACACCAGCUGUGUGUGAGCAUAUCCAAGGAGACCGUUAUAUUGGAGAGUGUGUUCAACAUGAAUGCAGAUCAUGGCCCGACAAAGUUUCUUAUUUUCUCACUGCUCAUCCCAUACCUACAUAGAGAGGGAAAAGUUGGCCAACAGGCUAGAGAUGCUCUCUUACUGAUUAUGACGUUAUCCUCCAAACAUCCUUAUAUUGGAGAGUACAUUGCAGAGAACUCCGAUUUCUGUCCUGUGCUGGCCACAGGGCUAAGUGGCUUAUAUUCCGAUUUGCCUCGUAAAAUAAUUAUACCAUCAGAAGACUGGUGUCAAAUUACAGAUGAAGAUGUUCAUAAUAUUCCUGAAAUGGCCAUGUUUCUGAACUCCCUAGAAUUUUGUAAUGCUGUAGCUCAGGUAAAUUUCACUUUCAUUCAACCUGGAUAUAUAUACUUGUCCAUUGAUUUAGAUAAAACUUCAUUUUCUGUCUAUUAAUUUAGAUAAUUUUUCUUGUACACCUGUAAGUUGUAACAAGUUCCUUACUGAAUGUGUGUAUAAUAAUUACA